AGUUUCUCUCAUCAGGCUGUGACACCGAGCUCGGGGGGUGAUAGUGAAGCAGAGCUGCUGGACUGAGGAUGAGAGGAGUGGCAACACACUCCACCAAACUUCCCCCUUUGCCGCACCAGGUCUCCGCUCCUCCUCGUUAAACUGCGCAACAACGGCAAAGACAGAGGUUUUCAACUUUGUCUCAGAGUUCACUCCGCAUUUGUUGACAGUGUCCGUGUGGGAAGUUUGUUUGUUUGUUUGUUUUUAUUAAGCGGCGACAAAGUUUGGACAUGACAACACUCAGGUGGUAGAGGAGACACUUGGGUGUUUGAGUGAAGCAUCAUGAAGCCACAGCUGCUGUGCGCCGGCGUCUCUCUGUGGUCUCUGCUGGUCUUCAGCGUACUCAAGAGCUCCAAUGCAGUAUGUGCUGAGAGGGAAUGUUACAGCAAUGAAACAGAAUCUUUGACAGCAACAACGACAGAAAUCAUCUUUGUAUCCAGACCAAACUGCACUCUGUCCAUUGGGGACAAUAUCACUGGAAAUGGCUUGCUAACUGGUCUGAACCCUGGAACUGUCCACCAAAUCCUCUUAAGCUGUCUACAGUGCUGUAAAGAGAUCACAAUGAAACCAGGUCAAAUUGAUCUGCUCAAUGUGACAUCAACAACCUCGUCCAUCUCUCUGAACUGGGCUCCGCCUCCUGGUCAGGUGUUUAUGUACAGGUUGGAGUGGCACAGUGGAGGAACGCCAGUGGCCAGAAACACAAAUGACACCUUUGCUGUGCUGUCAGACCUGAACUCUGGCAUUGAAUACACAAUCACAGUCACUGCACUCGCUGCAGAUACUGAGACACAAGGAGACCCUCGCACUGUCACCCAGUUCACAAAGCCUGAAAGAGUCCACUCCGUCAAUGUCACUGAUAUCACAACAUCCUCCAUGUUGGUGAUGUGGACUGAACCACAGGGAAGCCGCUCUUUUUAUCGACUGCUGUGGACUGAUGGGACAAGAAGUCACAGUGUCGAUGUAAAUGAAACAAUGAAUAAUGUCACUGGAUUAACGGCUGGAGUGAAGCACAGAUUUACUGUCACAGCAGUGGCUGGAGACAACCAAACAGAAAGUGAAAUGACUCAAGUUUCUCACUAUACAAGGCCUGCAAUGAUCAGAGAUCUCAGAGUCACUAAUGUCACUGUGUCCUCUUUGUCUCUGAACUGGAGUGAACCAGUGGGAAACUGGUCCUUCUAUAGUGUCCAUUGGACAGAUGGACAUAUGACUGUGUCUGACACACAUGUUACCAUUAACAACCUGACUGCUGGUGUGGAAUAUACAAUAAGUGUCACAGUCGUGGCUGGAGACAACCAAACAGAAAGUGAAAUGACCCAUGUUUUUCAAUAUACAAAACCAGGUCAAAUUGAUCAGCCCAAUGUGACAUCAACAACCUCCUCCAUCUCUCUGAACUGGGCUCCGCCUCCUGGUCAGGUGUUUACGUACAGGUUGGAGUGGCACAGUGGAGGAACGCCAAUGACCAGAAACACAAAUGACACCUUUGCUGUGCUGUCAGACCUGAACUCUGGCACUGAAUACACAAUCACAGUCACUGCACUCGCUGCAGAUACUGAGACACAAGGAGACCCUCGCACUGUCAGCCAGUUCACAAGGCCUGCAAUGAUCAGAAAUCCCAGAGUCACUAAUGUCACUGUGUCCUCUUUGUCUCUGAACUGGAGUGAACCAGUGGGAAACUGGUCCUUCUAUAGUGUCCAUUGGACAGAUGGACAUAAGAAUGUGUCUGACACACAUGUUACCAUUAACAACCUGACUGCUGGUGUGGAGUAUACAAUAAGUGUCACAGCAGUGGCAGGUGACGGACACACUGGUGGACAGAGUGUGAGCUUUUCCCAGUACACAAAGCCUGAAAGAGUCCACUCCGUCAAUGUCACUGAUAUCACAACAUCCUCCAUGUUGGUGAUGUGGACUGAACCACAGGGAAGCCGCUCUUUUUAUCGACUGCUGUGGACUGAUGGGACAAGAAGUCACAGUGUCGAUGUAAAUGAAACAAUGAAUAAUGUCACUGGAUUAACGGCUGGAGUGGAGCACGGAUUUACUGUCACAGCAGUGGCUGGAGACAACCAAACAGAAAGUGAAAUGACUCACGUUUUUCACUAUACAAAUCCAAACCCUGUAUCGAGCGUUGAAGCCCUCCCUGAAUCCACUACCUCAGUCAAAGUGAAAUGGUCAUACCCACUCGGAGCCCAGCAUUAUUACCGAUAUCAGAUUAACACCUACAGCACAACAGGAACACUUCUCAAUUCAACAAACGUCCAGGAUAACAGCACUGAUGUACUGCACCUGCAGCCAGGAGUUAAAUAUAAUAUUAGUGUCAAGACAAUAGCAGCGCCAGGAAGCGAAUCUACAGAGAAAUGGACAUACAGUUACACAAUGCCUGGAGCAGUGACCGACCUCACAGUGAGUGAUGUGAACACAACAGCAAUCCAGCUGACCUGGAUCAGACCAAGUGACUAUAAGACUUCCUACUCCUACCUGCUGGUGGCGUUCCAGAGUGCCACAGAGAUUCAGAGGAAUCAAACAGAGAGGGAGACAUUUACCUUCAUCCACCUGACCCCUGGAGAACUGUACACAUUUCAUGUGUUUACAGAUGUGGAGGGGGUCAAGUCUACAGGGCUAAACGUGUCAAGAUACACAAUUCCUAACCCACCUGGUCCCAUCGCAGUGGAGUCUCAGACUGUCCGGUCCAUUAACUUCACCUGGCCAAUUCCAGACGACAUGAAUCAUGGUCUUUACAACUUCAGUGUGUCCACCAUUCAGGGCUCCUCUCUGAUUAAAAACAGCUGGUUCCUGUUAGACAAUCUUGAGUCUGGAAGUGCCUACAACAUCACUGUUGUUACUGUAGGUGCAUGGAACGACAAGAGCACUGCAAUGAUGGCACAGAACUAUACAAGACCAUUUUCGGUAACUAAUCUGAGACAGACAGAUAUCACAACAGAUGCAGUGACCUUGUUGUGGGAGCAGUCGCAUAGCAAACCUCACUACUCAUAUGUGGUGCAGUCUUCCAAUGGCUCCUCCCAUUCUGAAGUAGUAGUUUCAGUCAACACAAGCACAAUAACUGGACUCUUGUCUGGGAGCAACUACAGCUUCACAGUCACUACACAGACAGCAGAUGGCACUCAGGCAGCUCCUGUGACAGUCUCCUUCUUUACACGGCCUUAUGGUGUCGAGCAGCUGAGAGUUGAGCGCUUAAACACAACAACCAUCCAUGUGAUUUGGAGACAACCAGAGCAGUACAAGAGUGAAUAUCAAUAUCGGGUUCAGACGACAGGCUGUGGCUCCCAAAACAAAACUGUCAGAGAAGAAGCUGCCCAGAUCUCAGAGCUCACUCCUGGGACAAACUGCACCCUCUGUGUUUUUGUCAUUGCAGUGAAUGGCAUUGAAGGGGAUGCUAACUGUGUCUCGCAGCACACUCAUCCUGAGUCAGUACAAACCAGUAUCUCCAGCCAGGGCUCCAACAGUUCAGUGCUGGUGUCAUGGAGCAGACCUGCUGGGAAAGUGGAUUAUUUUCAGGUUUAUCUAAACAGCACUCUUCCGAAUUUAAUGGAGCAACUUCUGAACUCGACCAGUACCUCCUUUGUGUUUGAAGGUCUGUCUGCAGGGACACUUUACACGGCCAGGGUAAUCACACAUAGUGGACCCUUAAAUGUAUCAUCAGGAUUCAUCACCAAUGCAACGUUCCCUAACCCUCCUGGGUCGAUUGAGGUCCUGACAAAGACGACCGGUACCAUUGAAAUUAGAUGGGAGGAGGCUCCUCUGAUGACAGGUGCAUCAUUCUCCUACAAACUGACUCACACACCAUCCCAGGGAAGUGGAUCUGUCACUACCACCAACACCACUCACACUUUCAACUCCCUGAUGUCUGGGACGUCCUACAACAUCUCCAUUGUAACAGUGGGUGUCAUGGAUUUUGAGAGUGAGGAGGUUCACAUCUACAUGGUUACGACAAGGCCUUAUAGUGUCGAGCAGCUGAGAGUUGAGCGCUUAAACACAACAACCAUCCAUGUGAUUUGGAGACAACCAGAGCAGUACAAGAGUGAAUAUCAAUAUCGGGUUCAGACGACAGGCUGUGGCUCCCAAAACAAAACUGUCAGAGAAGAAGCUGCCCAGAUCUCAGAGCUCACUCCUGGGACAAACUGCACCCUCUGUGUUUUUGUCAUUGCAGUGAAUGGCAUUGAAGGGGAUGCUAACUGCAUCUCGCAGCACACUUAUCCUGAGUCAGUACAAACCAGUAUCUCCAGCCAGGGCUCCAACAGUUCAGUCCUGGUGUCAUGGAGCAGACCUGCUGGGAAAGUGGAUUUUUUUCAGGUUUAUCUAAACAGCACUCUUCCGAAUUUAAUGGAGCAACUUCUGAACUCGACCAGUACCUCCUUUGUGUUUGAAGGUCUGUCUGCAGGGACACUUUACACGGCCAGGGUAAUCACACAUAGUGGACCCUUAAAUGUAUCAUCAGGAUUCAUCACCAAUGCAACUUUCCCUAACCCUCCUGGGUCGAUUGAGGUCCUGACAAAGACGACCGGUACCAUUGAAAUUAGAUGGGAGGAUGCUCCUCUGAUGACAGGUGCAUCAUUCUCCUACAAACUGACUCACACACCAUCCCAGGGAAGUGGAUCUGUCACUACCACCAACACCACUCACACUCUCAACUCCCUGAUGUCUGGGACGUCCUACAACAUCUCCAUUGUAACAGUGGGUGUCAUGGAUUUUGAGAGUGAGGAGGUUCACAUCUACAUGGUUACGACAAGGCCUUAUAGUGUCGAGCAGCUGAGAGUUGAGCGCUUAAACACAACAACCAUCCAUGUGAUUUGGAGACAACCAGAGCAGUACAAGAGUGAAUAUCAAUAUCGGGUUCAGACGACAGGCUGUGGCUCCCAAAACAAAACUGUCAGAGAAGAAGCUGCCCAGAUCUCAGAGCUCACUCCUGGGACAAACUGCACCCUCUGUGUUUUUGUCAUUGCAGUGAAUGGCAUUGAAGGGGAUGCUAACUGUGUCUCACAGCACACUCAUCCUGAGUCAGUACAAACCAGUAUCUCCAGCCAGGGCUCCAACAGUUCAGUCCUGGUGUCAUGGAGCAGACCUGCUGGGAAAGUGGAUUUUUUUCAGGUUUAUCUAAACAGCACUCUUCCGAAUUUAAUGGAGCAACUUCUGAACUCGACCAGUACCUCCUUUGUGUUUGAAGGUCUGUCUGCAGGGACACUUUACACGGCCAGGGUAAUCACACAUAGUGGACCCUUAAAUGUAUCAUCUGGAUUCAUCACCAAUGCAACGUUCCCUAACCCUCCUGGGUCGAUUGAGGUCCUGACAAAGACGACCGGUACCAUUGAAAUUAGAUGGGAGGAUGCUCCUCUGAUGACAGGUGCAUCAUUCUCCUACAAACUGACUCACACACCAUCCCAGGGAAGUGGAUCUGUCACUACCACCAACACCACUCACACUCUCAACUCCCUGAUGUCUGGGACGUCCUACAACAUCUCCAUUGUAACAGUGGGUGUCAUGGAUUUUGAGAGUGAGGAGGUUCACAUCUACAUGGUUACGACAAGGCCUUAUAGUGUCGAGCAGCUGAGAGUUGAGCGCAUAAACACAACAACCAUCCAUGUGAUUUGGAGACAACCAGAGCAGUACAAGAGUGAAUAUCAAUAUCGGGUUCAGACGACAGGCUGUGGCUCCCAAAACAAAACUGUCAGAGAAGAAGCUGCCCAGAUCUCAGAGCUCACUCCUGGGACAAACUGCACCCUCUGUGUUUUUGUCAUUGCAGUGAAUGGCAUUGAAGGGGAUGCUAACUGUGUCUCACAGCACACUCAUCCUGAGUCAGUACAAACCAGUAUCUCCAGCCAGGGCUCCAACAGUUCAGUCCUGGUGUCAUGGAGCAGACCUGCUGGGAAAGUGGAUUAUUUUCAGGUUUAUCUAAACAGCACUCUUCCGAAUUUAAUGGAGCAACUUCUGAACUCGACCAGUGCCUCCUUUGUGUUUGAAGGUCUGUCUGCAGGGACACUUUACACGGCCAGGGUAAUCACACAUAGUGGACCCUUUAAUGCAUCAUCUGGAUUCAUCACCAAUGCAACUUUCCCUAACCCUCCUGGGUUGAUUGAGGUCCUGACAAAGACGGCCAGUACCAUUGAAAUUAGAUGGGAGGAGGCUCCUCUGAUGACAGGUGUAUCAUUCUUCUACAAACUGACUCACACACCAUCCCAGGGAAGUGGAUCUGUCACUACCACCAACACCACUCACACUUUUCACUCCCUGAUCUCUGGGGUGUGUUACAACAUCUCAAUUAUAACAGUGGGUGUAAUGGAUUUUCAGAGCAAGGAGGCACAUCUCUACAUGGUUAAUACAAGCAGACUAGAUGUGGGGUCAGUUGUGGCCCGAAUGGCACAAGAAGACAAAAUCACCGUCAAGUGGGAAAAACCUGGCGAUUACCAGGGAGGAUACCAUUACAUUUUGACGUGGCACAAUCAAGCUGGGCUCAGAAAUAUCAGAAAUAUCACAAUGCAAACUGAGUAUACCAUCGAUGACCUGGAUCCUGGCAGCCGAUAUUACUAUAGCGUCACCCCAGACAUCGUUAUGGGAAGCCAUGGUGUCACAACACGGAAUUCCAGCUGCACAAAUGCAGCCCAAGUGAAAAACCUUACAUGUGAAAGUCCAAACAAACCAAAGGCGGAAAUCAUCCUGUCCUGGACCCAACCCAGGGGUAGAAACUCUGGAUUCCAGGUCACUGUGAACAAUAGCAAGACCACAAUCUCCUCUCUCAAUACUACUGUGUCCAAUCUUCGCCACCAUACUAAAUACAAGCUGACUGUAGUGACUCUGAGCUGUGGACAGCCCAGCACACCUGUGUCUCAUGACUGUUGGACAGGCAUUACAGAUCCACCCAUUCCACCUGACUAUGAGACACUGCUGGAUGUUGUUAAAACGGAACACAACAGGUUCUCCAUUGAGAUUAACAGAGAGCUGCUGGAUAACAACAAUGGACCAGUCACACAUGUUGGGGUGCUGAUGACCAAAAAACCUGCAGAUAACACUUCUGACUUGAGAACAUACUUGGGGAACACUUAUGAUCAAUGGAAGGCAGAAAAGACUCCAGUCUACCUGGCAACAGUGACUGAGAUCAACCCUCAGCUCCGCAGUAUAGAGGACCAAUUGAGCAUAGAAGUUGGAGAUGGAAUUGAAUGGGAGGGCUACACCAAUGGACCUCUUGAUAGCAGUGGAAGAUACCUAUAUGCCAUUGUGUUGUUCACCAGUCUGAAUUUGCAAAACCACCUUGUGAAUUACCAAGAGUCCCUGGUCUCAAUCACAAACUUCUAUCCUGCUGUUAUACUCCCAUCAAACCCAGCAACUGUCAUUAGCAUCGUUGUCGGAGCAACCAUGGGUGUUUUUUCUGUUUUGUUCAUCAUCCUCGUUGGCUUCAUUAUCUACUGGAAAAGGAUGUACAAGAAGGAAACAACAGAGAUUGAGUUUCAGUCCAUGAGAUCCAAAGCAAGUAUAUCUGUGAGGAUCGAGGACUAUGAGGCCUACUUCAGGAAGCAGAAAGCAGACUCCAACUGUGGCUUUGCUGAAGAGUUUGAGGACCUGAAGCUUGUUGGCACAGGUCAGUCGAGAACAAGUGCUCUGACCCUGGAGAACAAGGCUAAGAACCGCUACAACAAUGUGCUUCCAUAUGACUGUUCUAGGGUGAAACUCUCUAUUAUCCAUGGAAGUCCAUUUGACGACUACAUCAAUGCUAACUACAUGCCGGGUUUCAACUCCAGGAAGGAGUUCAUAGCAUCUCAGGGUCCUCUGCCUGCCACAGUCGGGGAUUUCUGGAGGAUGAUAUGGGAGAAGAACGUACAGACCCUGGUCAUGCUGACACGCUGUAAUGAACAGGGACGAGUAAAAUGUGAGCAGUACUGGGGUCCUGGCACCAAGCACUUUGAAAACAUCACUGUGACAACAACCUCUGAAAUACCACUUGAAGACUGGACCAUCAGGGAAUUUGAAGUUAAAAACGUGAAAACUAUGGAGACCCGCUCAGUGAGACAGUUCCACUUCACAGCAUGGCCAGAUCAUGGCGUACCAGAAACCACCGAGCUCCUCAUCGGCUUCAGACAUCUGGUCAGAGAACACAUGGACCAAUACUCCAAACACUCGCCCACUGUGGUCCACUGCAGUGCUGGUGUUGGACGCACAGGCACCUUCAUAGCCAUAGACACUCUGAUCUUCCAGAUUGAGAGGGAAAAUGCUGUGGACAUCUUCGGCACUGUCCAUGAGCUGCGUAUGCACCGGACCCUUAUGGUGCAGACGGAGGAUCAGUAUGUGUUCUUAAACCAGUGUGCCAUGGACAUCAUCAAGUCAAGAACUGGAACCAAUGUGGAUCUAAUCUACCAAAAUGCCGCUGCAUUCUCCAUUUAUGAGAACAUAGACCCCAAAAAAGGUCAUAACAAAAACGGGUACAACAAUAAUUAGGCCUCCAAAACUGCUCAGGUCGUCUAGUUCCUCCUGUGCUCUUUGCACAAAACUGAGCAAACAUUUGUAAAGGGAUCGCCUUUAAUAGAUUUAGCUGUAUUUAUUUUUAUACACCUGUCUUUAUGGACCUUGUAACUUUCUGGAUUCAAACGUGUCAUUUUUAUUGUAUUUAUUUCUUUAAUAUAUUGAAUGUUGGCUGAAGAAGAGAAUUGUAUGUGGAGACGAUCACUGUCCAAAGACUUGUGGUUUAUAUGUAAACUUCUGUCUUAGAUUCUUUCCCAUAAGUGAAUACUUUUGUUUUGCUCAGUUGUAAUUUAUUUCCUUUUGCUUACUACUGUAUAUGAUUUACUGUUUUUCAGCUCAGGUAAUAUGUUGGAUGCUUGCAAAGGCAUAUUACAAUCAGAGUGGCUAUGUGAAGGAAUGCUGGUAUAAAAACUGUGUGCCUUUUUAAAAACAUGUGCACUUAAAUACCACUAGGUGGCAUUCUUCUAUUUUGUUUUUGGAAAGAAAUAAUCCAAAAGAAAAUCAUGGACUGUUUUACCUCCUUAUGGGGUCCUUAUGUGUUUUUUUUCCUUCAGUUUAUCAUAGUUUGUUGACAUUUGUCAGAUUGUAUUUUAUAAUACUAUUGUAUUUUUUGCACAUCUAAACCAAUUUGAACUGUGCAAUGACUGUUAAUGGAACGUUAGUUGUUAAUUGCUGAAGAAUACUUUGUAUGUGUGUGCACACUGUAGCAAAUAAUGCACUGGAUGCAUUUGUCUUCAUAUACUGUCCACUUUUUUUUUUUUAAUGUGAUAUUAUUCUCUUAUGAGUAUCCUCAACUAUUUUAGCUCAUGCAUCGGAUUUGUCUUAACCUUAUCAUUUUCAGUUGCAAGAAAAAGCUCAGGAAGUCAACAGUGGACAUUUUAUUUUGAAAUGUAGAUAAUCCAUUGUGCAUCAGUGUGUAGUCUGAUGAAGCCAAAGGUCACAUUCAUUAUUGUCAAUAAUUUCUUUUUUUUAUUACAUUAUAAAUGUAUAAUAGAAACAGAGACACUUCCUGUGAUAUUGAUAUCACCAGAGGAGCAGAAACGUUAUGUACUGCUUCCAAAGGGUCUAACUUUUCUAAGAGAACUGAUAUGUCCAGUUGUCCAGACGCCUUUUUUUUGGAACUCCUCUUUUAUUUGUUUUAUAUCGUAAUGAACUUUGUAACAUUUAAAAGCACAUUUUGAAUUUAAGGCAUUUAUUUUAACUAUGUAUUUGAUAUGCUUUAUAAGAUGCUUGCUGGUACAAUGCAAAAGAAAUGCAAUCUGAUUAAUAUUUGAAUAUCUUUAAGCCUGUCAAACAAAAUGGCAUUAAAGAUGUUUUACACCACA
Molecule: messenger RNA, 9824 nt
Organism: Solea senegalensis (Senegalese sole)
Lineage: Eukaryota; Metazoa; Chordata; Actinopteri; Pleuronectiformes; Soleidae
Product: receptor-type tyrosine-protein phosphatase eta-like
Exons: 41
Coding region: 322-8475 (2717 amino acids)
Biological process (GO): angiogenesis; protein dephosphorylation
Molecular function (GO): cadherin binding; protein tyrosine phosphatase activity
Source: RefSeq, a predicted model, not a curated record